UAACAUGCAGCUGUGAGAAGGCUUUUCCCAGGCAGCCAACUGGUUUUAUCAUUUUAUUUCACAGAAGAGUAUAAUGGACUUGACACCAGCUGUGUUUCUAAGGCUGUGUAGCGAGAGUCUCCCUGAAAAUAGGCAUAUUUCCAUUUUCUGGGGAAACCCUUUUCUUGGAAGAAAACCAUAUUUCUAAAUCAACUUUAUUUUUUCUCUGCUAUCCCACAAGUUGGAUGUUUUUUCCUAAGAAUCUUGCCUCAAGAACUUCUGGUCCCUAUAGUUUUUUGUUUCUAGAGCCUCUGUUUCCUAGAUGAGGUGUUUCUCUCAACACAGCUGCCCUCCCCCCAGAAUUGAAGGGAUACUUACUACCAAAGUUACUUUUCUGUCAUCAAAAUGUCUAAUAUUAAUUUGCCAGACUUCUUUCCUUUUUUUGGAGUUCUUCCAAACACUUUAUUGGUCUUUGUUAGAAAUACUACUUGGUUUUAAAAUUACAAGUAAGCAAAAUUAGUGUUUCUAGCCGAAGCACCAAAUUAAUGUUAAGUUGCCAGAUUUCUCAUAUUUAAUUGUACUCAGGGAAAAUAAACAUAUUCUUGAAUACUUGAUAGAUUGCCUGUCCAGACCUUAGUUUUAUGUAAUUUAAGGGAGAAACAGGGACCUUUAAUUCCACUGAUGCUCGAGACCUCACCAGGCAACUCCUUGCUUUCUGCAGCUACACCCCCCGAUUCGUGCUUAUAUCCAUCCCAUCACAGACACACUUAUUAGGUGCAUUCCAGGAUUAAUUUAAUCCCCUGGUAGCUGAUAAAUUUAGUUUACCCUACGAGAAACAAUUCCCUUAUUUAAUGUGUGAGUUGCGUUGUGAAUGGUUUGUCCCCAGGGUACAGAGCAGUUAUGCUGCAGACUUUGCCACAGCUUCGAAUCCUAGAUUGCAAGAACAUCUUUGGUGAGCCCGUCAAUCUGUCAGAAAUGAAUUCGUCACAUCUGCAGUGUUUUGAAGGUCUUCUGGAUAAUUUAGUUUCUUCUGAUUCUCCCCUAAAUAUAAGUGAAGAUGAGGUCGUCCACAGUGUACCGCUGGUGACACCGCCCAUCGAUGACACGGCUCCCGUGGACCAGUUUGCAAGCACACCCGCGGAUACUGGUUUGACCUUCAUGGCUGGGUGUCCAUCUUCUCAGCCAGAGAAUGUGAAUCAUGAAAAUGAUUUUCAGAAUGAGAUGAAACUUCAGAAAUUAGAUGAUCAAUUUUUACAGCUUCUCAAUGAAACUUCUAGUUCUUUAAUAGAUAAUGUUCCCGAGAAAGACCUCAGGCCGAAAAGAGACACAGAUGUGACUUCUGAAAGUGACUGGGGAAACAGAAAAGAGUGUAAUAGAAAAAUUCCUCGGAGGUCCAGAAUCCCCUAUUAUUCCAAAACUAUUCAGACUAUUAAGCACCACAGUAAGAACAGCCACCCUUUCAUAAGCUGUACUCGUAAAAUGAAACAACCUUUCUUCAAAGACUUAUAUGUAAGGUCAUCUUUGGCGAACUGUAAUAUAUCAGAAGAAUCAGAAGGGCCAAAGACGGAGCUAAUCAAAGUAGACAACAGCAGCUUGGAAGACAACACUUACCGGAUACUUGUUGAACAGCUAGACCAGGAGAGAGAGAAGAGAUGGAAAGCUGAACAAGCUGAAAAGAAGCUUUUGGACUAUAUUGACGAGCUGCGUAAACAAGUGUAUGAAAAGAAAGACAGCCAGUGCCUGGCCCUGCUGGCCACAGACAGGCUAAAGGAAAUCAUUUUUAAGGAGAGAAAUUCCAAAGUUCAACUCGAAAUUAUGGUUCACAAACUUCAAAAUGAAAUUAAAAAACUCACUAUUGAAUUAAUUAAAGCAAGAGAGCAACAGGAGGACCACAUCAGACACCUAAGAACCCUGGAGAGAUCCCUGGAGAAAAUGGAGAGGCAGAAGGCACAGCAGCAGGCGGCCCAGAUGCGGCUAAUCCAAGAGGUGGAGCUGAAAGCUGCAGCUGCUGACAGCGAAAUAAACUUGCUCAGGACCUCGCUUCAGCAGGAGAAGGAGCAGGUGCAGCAGCUUCAUGAACUGCUGGCCCUGAAAGAACAGGAACACAGGAAAGAACUUGAAACAAGAGAGUUUUUUAGUGAUGCUGAGUUCCAGGAAGCCUUAGCCAAAGAGGUAGCGAAGGAAGAGACGAAGCACGAGCAAGAGAUAAAACAGUACCAGGAAAAAAUCGACACAUUGAACCAGCAGUACCUGGACUUAGAAAACGAAUUUCGAAUUGCGUUAACUGUGGAAGCCAGGAGAUUUAAAGAUGUUAAAGAAGGUUUUGAAAAUAUUGCCACUGAGUUGGCAAAGAGCAAGCACGCUCUCGUUUGGGCUCAACGAAAAGAAAACGAAUCUUCCUCUUUAAUUAAAGAUCUGUCCUGUAUGGUGAAGGAACAAAAAACAAAGCUGGCGGAAGUCUCCAAAUUGAAACAGGAAACAGCCGCAAAUUUACAGAAUCAAAUGAACACCCUUGAAAUUCUGAUUGAAGACGACAAGCAGAAGAGCAUUCAGAUAGAGCUGCUCAAGCAUGAAAAAGUCCAGCUUAUAUCCGAGCUGUCGGCCAAGGAAUCACUCAUUUACGGUUUAAGGACAGAACGAAAAGUAUGGGGACAUGAGCUGGCACAACAGGGAUCUUGUCUAGCCAAAAAUCGUGGUAAACUAGAGGCUGAAAUUGAAAAUUUACGUAAAGAGAACGAAUGUCUGCGAAAGGCCAACGAGCGUGACAACGAUGCAUUAAAAAUUAAGUGCAAAAUCAUAGAAGACCAGACAGAAACCAUCAGAAAACUAAAAGUUUGUUCACAGGAAAGAGAGGAACAAAUCAAAACAUUACAGGAAAAGAUCACUGAGAUACAGAAAUGUGCUCAGGAACAACUUGACGAGAAAUCCUCGCAACUGGAUAACAUAAUUGACAAACUAGAAAGACACAAUGAAAGGAAAGAAAAGCUAAAGCAGCAGUUGCAAGUAAAGGAAUUAGAACUUGAAGAAAUCAGAAAAGCUUACAGUACACUUAAUCAGAAGUGGCAUGAUAAAGGAGAACUUCUAUGUAAUCUUGAAAUGCAAGUAAAAGAAGUGAAAGAAAAAUUUGAAAACAAGGAAAGGAAACUUAAAGCGGAAAGAGACAAAAAUAUUGAACUACAAAAAUACGUGGCUUUUGCUUUGUUUCUAAGGGAUGCGAUGGAAAAGCUUCAUAGUAUGGAUGAUGCCUUUAAAAAACAAAUUGAUGCAAUUGUUCAAGCUCAUCAAGCUGAAAUAAUGCAACUGGCAAGUGAAAAGCAGAAAUACAUUGAUUCUGCAAAUUUAAAGGUUUAUCAAGUUGAAGAAGAAAUGCGUGGACUUCUGCAAGAAACAUGUAAGAACAAAAAAGCAAUGGAAACAAAAAUUAAGCAGCUUGCUUUUGCUCUAAAUGAAAUUCAGCAAGAUAUGUGAGAGUUCUGAGAACAAAUUUAAUUGAAAUGGACCAGCAGACCUAUUGUAAAAAUGAUUAAAUAUUGUAAUAGUAGUAACUGCUACGACUUUGAAAUGUCUCUUUGUACACAUUUCAUUCUAAUUAUAUUUAAAACUUUUGAUAAAGUAUUGUAUAUGUAGGUUUUUAUAAUAAAUUGUUGAUAUUUAUGUGUAUUAGAAAAACCUAUCAAAAUAACUAGACUUAAGACACUUUUUCUUGUUUCUGUGCUAUAUACAUUGUUUGGUAAUUACACAUUUGCCUAUGAAUAUGUGAAUGAAAAUUAGGAUUAGCAUUUGACUAUAGUGGGGAAAGUAUUUUAAUGAUUGUUAUUGUCUUGAUGAAGAACUAAUUAUAUUUAUUGGUUGUCCUUUA
Molecule: messenger RNA, 3838 nt
Organism: Hipposideros armiger (great roundleaf bat)
Lineage: Eukaryota; Metazoa; Chordata; Mammalia; Chiroptera; Hipposideridae
Gene: LRRCC1
Product: leucine rich repeat and coiled-coil centrosomal protein 1
Exons: 15
Coding region: 880-3447 (855 amino acids)
Cellular component (GO): cytoplasm; centrosome
Source: RefSeq, a predicted model, not a curated record